Diaporthe batatas is the source of this 3492-nucleotide messenger RNA. RefSeq names its product Nrd1 complex RNA-binding subunit. The transcript has 4 exons. Gene Ontology annotation, molecular function: RNA binding. NCBI's taxonomy places the organism in Eukaryota, Fungi, Ascomycota, Sordariomycetes, Diaporthales, Diaporthaceae. The record is from RefSeq and is a predicted model, not a curated record. Gene Ontology annotation, cellular component: nucleus. Bases 784 to 2901 code for a protein of 705 amino acids.
UUGAAAUCUCUUUUCCCUCAAACACAACCUCGCCGACAACCUGCGACAACAACCAACAGCUGCAUCAAACAACAUCAUCACUCCUGUCGCCGGCAUCAGACCCCUCAUCAACUUACCCUCUCCCCCUCCCAGGGCCCUGGGGCACUUUACCGUAUCUGCAGUAAUCUCUACGUCCCCUUACGUAAAGCUUCGGCACCGACUCUGCCUCUCUCUGGUGGUCCUGCCCUACCCUGCCCACGCUCGACACACGUCGGCCUCACUAGAUCUUGUGGCCAACCUGCGCAGUGCAAAGCUUUGUAGGCCUUGACGACUCUCUGUCUGCCUGCCUGUCCUGAGUGACUGGUGGGCUCCAUUUGACCACUCUGACCGACGUACACUGCUGUGCUUCCUGAUAAGUUCUGGCUGUCGACCAAUCCAGGCCAGUUCAGACAAGAAUCGAGAAAGCACGCAUCGUACGCAAAAAUCUCUACAGAUCAAUUCGCCCAGGUCCACCCGGGUGGCCUAGCCUGACUGUUCCUGCGUAGCCUCCGCUCCUCUGGUUUGCGAGUUGUCGGGUAGCUCGGGGUCGAUCCUACCUUGAACUUUUGUUUUUGAGGAAGACGCAGACCGUAUCUCGAGAUUGUGUCGUCGCCAACUGCAAGCGAUCGAGACACUGGUGCACACCGUAUUCAGAGUGACACCGUCAGACGGGCCAGAGGUCUACUGAGCUCCGAUCGUAUUGCAAAGCCUUGGGUGGCCGUCAGUGGUCCAGCUCGGCACCUCGGAACAUAACAUCAACCCACAAUGUCGUCCGCCGUAGCAGACCUGGAGGCGAGCCUCCAGGCCAUGCUCGGUCUCAAGCCGCCUGGCGUAUCCGGCUCUAAGAUCAGCCAUCUCACCAGUCUCUGCAUCGCCAACGUCCAGUCCGAGUCAGUCCUGGUCCAGAAGAUCUACACCCACUUCAAGAAAGCCCCCAGUACACAUAAGCUUGGUGUCCUCUACGUUGUAGACUCUGUAACCCGCAAAUGGUUGGAACAGGCCAAGCAGCAGGGCCAGCCCGUCGGCAGCUCCGCCCCAGAUGGCAGCUUCGCCGCCGGCGUCAAUAGGGUGACGGAGCUGAUGCCAGUCCUGAUGAACGAUAUCAUUUCCUCGGCCCCCCAGGAUCAGAGGGAGAAGAUCAGAAAGCUGGUCGACAUCUGGGAGAAGGGACAGACCUUCCCCGCCAAGAUGAUCGAGGGCUUCAAGGACAGGCUAAACAACCAGUCUACGACUCCUCCAGGUAGCCCGCCAGCCAACCCGCUGCCCUCCCUCAGCAGCCAGCCGACCCCGGCCCCGCCAGCAAUCCCAACCAACAUCAUGGAAACUCUGGCAAACAUCGCCCGCCAGAAUGCCAACAACGCUCAGAAGGCUCCGGCGCCCUCUUCCUCGACACCCGCUCCGGUGUCUGCUGCCUACCCGGCCGCCGCACCCCCCGCUAACCCUGCAGCUACUCCAUCCUUCCUGAGCUCACUGCAGCAGGGCAUGCCGUUCUUGCAAACAUCGCAGCCGGCCGCUCCAGCUGUAAACCCGCCUACGCUGCCUUUCAUGGCGCCUCAGCCUCAGGCCGCGCAGGUGCCCAACUACGCCGCGCAGAAUAGCAUGGCCGGCAUGUUCAACGGGAUGCAAACCGCCGCCCCGGCCGCGCAGCCAGGCGCCACUGAUAACACCGCGUUGCAGGUGGCCCUGAUCCAGCAGUUAGUCCAAAAGGGAAUGCCCGCAGACCAGAUCGCUGCUGUCGUGAAGGCCCUGGCCUCCAACACUCCUGUCGCUGCUCCUCCGGUAUCUCAGCCGGGCCAGGGCUCCUACGCGCUCCCUCCCAAUGGCACAAACGGCUGGGCGCCCCCGAGGCCUGACGACGGUCGUGCUCCCAGAUCCCCCACCAAUAGAACGCACGGGCGAUCUCGUUCGCGGUCUCCCGGGAGGCACUGGGAGCACCGUGAUUCUCCCCGUGGUCGUGAGGAGCGCCGCUUUGGAGACUAUGGGCGUAAUUCCCCACCUCGUGAUCGCUUUGAUGAUCGUGAUCGCAGUCGUCAGUACCGCCAACGGUCUCCUCCGCGCCAGGGACACAGCCCUCGGCGGGAUGAGAUGCCUGCCUUCCAGCAGCAAAAGUGGAUAGAACACGACCCAAGCCUGCCCAAUGGCUGUAUCAAGGUGCUGAGCCGCACUCUCUUCGUCGGUGGUGUCAACUGCUCCGAAAACGAGCUGCGGAACAUCUUCAAUGGCUUCGGUACCGUACAGACCUGCAUUGUAAACAAGGAGAAGCGCCAUGCAUUCGUCAAGAUGUAUAGUCGUAAAGACGCAGUGAACGCCAAGGAGGCUAUGGACCAGGGCCGCAGCCCGGACGCACAGCUGCGUACACGAUGGGGCGUCGGCUUUGGGCCCCGUGACUGCAGCGACUACCAGACCGGAAUCAGUGUCAUCCCCAUCCACAAGCUCACAGAGGCGGACCGCAAGUGGAUGCUGACGGCGCCGUACGGUGGAAGUGGUGGCCAGCCAAUCGCCCAUGGCAUGGUCGUCGAGGAGCCGGAUAUCGAGAUCGGUGCCGGCGUGUCAUCCAAAGCCAUCAGCAGACGCAUGCAAACAGACAAGGGUGGCAGCCACGGCCCAAAAUCCUCUCACCGCGACAAUGAUGACCGCCAGGAGCGAGGCGGCCGCCAUGGCAGACGCGGUGGAAGAGGCGACCAUCGACACCGGGACGAGGACCGCCCGGCCAACAACAACAGCAGCAACAAUAACAACAACAAUAAUCACAACGCACCUGGAAGUGAGCCGGUUGUGCCUGGAUUCCCGUAUGGCAUCUCAACUGACUCGAACGGUUUCCCCGUCUUCCCACCCGGCUUUGCAUUCCCGGCUCCUGACGCUACCACCAAUCCUCCUUAUUAGGAACAAGAAGGACCGGAGUCAACAGUGCCCGGGACGUCCCCAGCUGGUUUACGGGGCACCAGAUAGUUUUAUUCAUCGCUCAGGCGCUCCGUGUAGGCGUCGUGUGCAGCACUUUGCUGGUUUUGCCCAGUCAAAGGAAAGGCGUGGAACAGGCCAGAUCAAUAGCUAGGACGCUGUGUGCCCAUCAUGGUGAGAACUUUGCCCAGGUAUAUGCCCUGCUAGUUGAUCAACCAAAUGGUUCGCAGAUGUGGUUCAACUAGGGGCGGCAGAGAAUGGAAUUGCGGGGAAUGUCGAGUUUGCAAGGUCGGCACUCUGGCGGCGCCUUGUGUCAAAUGACAUCGUGCAUACUGCAUCGGAGACGGUCUCCAUUGAUGGCGUUUGGGUUGGACACGGGUUUAUUAAAAGCUUCAUAGUGGACCUGGACACGCCGUAUUGAUGCUUGCGUCAGGGCAACAACGAUUGACCCGAAGUUGGUUCUCAGGAGUUAUGAAUAGUUGGUCACAGUGCCAGGGGAGGCAAUGAACUGGGAACACCGGAUCACUUUUGACGGAAAUGUGAAAGUCGUUAUUAAUCAACCAAAAUCUCUUAUCA